Messenger RNA from Acanthochromis polyacanthus (spiny chromis), 8812 nucleotides. RefSeq names its product collagen, type XIV, alpha 1a (gene col14a1a). The transcript is spliced from 48 exons. The coding region runs from base 408 to 5738 and encodes 1776 amino acids. Gene Ontology annotation, molecular function: protein binding. Lineage: Eukaryota; Metazoa; Chordata; Actinopteri; Pomacentridae. The record is from RefSeq and is a predicted model, not a curated record. Gene Ontology annotation, cellular component: interstitial matrix.
UCUCUCUCUCUCUCUCUCUCUCUCUCUCUCUCUCUCUCUCUCUCUCUCUCUCUCUCUCUCUCUCUCUCUCUCUCUCUCUCUCUCUCUCUCUCUCUUUUGCCUCUAUCUGUCUCUCUGUGAGAUGAACCCGGGCGAAGGAGAGGGCUGGGACAGGGAGGAAUAGCUGGAGGGAGGGAUGGCUGAAUAACGAGGAGAGAAACACCCACUUCGGACUGACCGAAUUGUAUCCGGAGCGAAGGAGUGAGAGAAAAAGAAAGAAGAAAGAAAGAAACGCUUUGGGAGGCAGCAGCGGCGGCGGCAGUGGAAACAGCAGUCUUUGGUAUUCAGAGGAUUUCCUCUGGGGAUAAGAAAAAAAGAAGGACGCUUUGAAUUGAUGACUGGAGAGGUUUAGGCUGCUGGUUGUGAGGAUGCUGUCGAAGGGUCAGAUCAGGUGUUUGUGGGCUCCGCUGGCGCUACUGGCUCUGGUUUCGUAUUACCCCACUAAAGCACAGGGUCAAGUUCCAGCUCCAAGGAGGCUCCGAUUCAAAGUGCUGAGCUCAAGCAAACUCCUUGUUUCGUGGAAGGAGCCCAAAGGAGACUUUGACAGCUAUCUGUUUCUCUACAACAGUAUACCAGGUGGUCAGCAGAGGGAGAUCAUAAUGUCCAAGUCUGACACCAAGGUGUUGAUAACAGACUACAGUCCUUCUAAAGAAUAUAUUUUCAGUGUCAUCGCUGUCAGCGGCAGGGAGCAGAGCCGACCACUACAGGGCAGAUAUAAAGGUGACAGAGGUGAGAUUGACGGCGGAGACAAGACGGAGCCCCGGAGGCUGACUGAUUCAGUCGUACCUCCUGAGGAUGCCAACGAGAUCUCUGGAGUUGAUCAGUUUGUGUGUCACACUGAGGCCAUUGCAGACAUUGUGAUCCUGGUAGACGGCUCCUGGAGUAUUGGCCGGAUCAACUUCAGGCUGGUCCGUAUGUUCUUGGAAAAUCUGGUCAAUGCCUUUGAUGUUGGCUUCGAUAAGACAAGGAUAGGACUGGCACAGUACAGCGGGGAUCCCAGGAUAGAGUGGCAUCUAAAUACUUUCACCACUAAAGAUGCAGUCAUUGAUGCCGUCAAAAACCUGCCUUAUAAAGGAGGAAACACUCUCACAGGCCUUGCCUUGACUUAUAUCUUAGAGAAUUGUUUCAAGCCUGAAUCUGGCUCAAGGAUCGGUAUACCCAAGAUUGGGAUCCUCAUCACAGAUGGAAAGUCCCAAGAUGAUGUUAUACCACCCGCAGAGAGUUUGCGAAAUGCUGGCGUUGAGCUCUUUGCUAUUGGUGUAAAGAAUGCUGAUGAGAACGAGUUGCACUUCAUUGCCUCAGAGCCGGACGAGACUCAUGUUUACAAUGUGGCUGACUUCAACAUCAUGAGCUCUAUAGUAGAGGGACUGACAAAGACCGUGUGUGAACAAGUGGAGCAGCAGGACAAAGACAUCAAGCUGAAACAUGUACCAGAGAAAACAGGAAUGCCGCUUGACCUGCAGACAUCAGAGGUCACCGCCCGGAGUUUUCGGGUGUCGUGGAGCCACGCCCCAGGAAACGUAGAAAAAUACCGAGUGGUUUAUCAUCCUGCUCAGGGAGGAGAACCGCAGGAGGCUGUGGUGGUCGGCAGCGAGUCCUCGGUGGUGCUGCAGCAUCUCAACUCGCUCACCGAGUACCAGCUGGCGGUGUUUGCUGUGUACGCAAACGAAGCGAGUGAAGCUCUAAGAGGAUCUGAAACAACUCUGGCUCUUCCCACAGUCACCAGCCUCCAGCUGUUUGAUGUGACUCACAGCACCAUGAAAGCAAGAUGGGACAGUGUGGACGGAGUUUCUGGCUACAUGCUGCUGUACGCGCCUCUGACAGAUGAUGGAGACCUGGAAGAGAAAGAGGUCAAAGUGUCAGAUGCAGUGACGGAGCUGGAGCUGGAUGGGUUGAGUCCUCACACUGAAUACACUGUCACUGUUUAUGCCAUGUAUGGAGAGGAGGCCAGUGACCCCAUAACAAACCAGGAAACCACGUUACUACUGAGUCCUCCCAGCAACCUCCAGUUCUCCGACAUCACUCACAACUCGGCCCACAUCAGCUGGGACCCGGCACCCGGUGGAGUCAAAGGUUACCGCAUCAUGUGGGUCAAGACUGAUGGAGUCGUCACAGAGGAGGUGGACGUGGGUCCAGCGACGUCUUAUGACCUCAGUGAGUUGACGUCCCUGAUGGAGUAUUCAGUGGCCAUCUUUGCCAUUUACAGUGAGGGCCAAUCGGAGCCGCUCACCGAUGGAUUCACCACCACUCCAGUUCCUGGUCCUCUGAAUCUCCGCUCUACUGAUGUCAACACCGACAGCUUUAAAGUCACUUGGGAUCACUCGGCCAACGACAUCGUCCUCUACAGACUCUCCUGGGCCCCGUUCACAGGCGGCGACACCAAAGAGGUGGUCCUGAGUGGAAGUGACAACAGAUACAUGCUGACUGGUCUCAGUCCUUCUACUGAGUAUGAAGUUAUGCUAACGGCGAUAUUUAAAGAUGAAUCCGAGAGCGAAACUGUGUCCGUCAUAGAGACCACAUUGGGCAGGACAACAACAACUGCUACAACCACCACAGUGGCCCGCCAGGCUGUGAGGAACCUUCGGCUGACUGAUGAGACCACACAGAGCUUAGAGGCUUCCUGGGAGCUGGAAGACUCCAAUGUGGAGCAAUACAGGGUCUCCUACGUCAGUGUCAAUGGUCAACAUGGGGAGGAGAAUGAGUUGGUUCCUGGCAGUCAGAGGAGAGCGUUGCUGGAGCCUUUAUUAGCAGGCACCCAGUACAAAGUGAUAGUCACACCGGUGUACAGCGAUGGACAAGACGGCAUCAGCAUCUCUGCUUUGGGUUCCACAUUGCCGCUCUUGUCUCCUGAAAAUGUUCGUGUGUCAGAAGAGUGGUACAGCCGCUUCAGGGUCACCUGGGAUCCACCUCAGUCUCCGGUACAGGGCUACAGGAUCGUCUACCAGCCUGUCUACGUGCAAGGUCCAGCUUUGGAGCAAACGGUGGGCGAAGAGGUGAACUCUGUGCUCCUCCUCAAUCUGCUAAGUGGGACAGCGUACAGCGUCCAGGUGACAGCUUCCUACCCAGCAGGACAAAGUGAACCGCUGCUAGUGAAUGCCAAGACAUUGUUCCUUGGCGUGUCUGGCUUGUCAACCUACCAGCUGCGACCCAACAGCAUGUGCGUUCAGUGGCAGCCUCUUCUUCGUGCUACUUUAUACAGAGUCUCCAUACAAUCCACACUCAAUGAUCAGAAGCAGGAAGUUAGCCUUGGAGGCGGGGCUUCCCGGCAGUGUUUCUAUGACCUCACUCCCAGCAGCCAAUACCAGAUCAGCAUUCACGCACAAAUACAGGAAAUGGAAGGACCGUCUGUCUCCAUCACGGAAAUGACACUGCCGGCGCCCACUCAGGCUCCGACCGAACCUCCCACCACAGAGCCUCCUCCCACCAUCCCACCUGCUAAAGAAGUGUGUAAAGAAGCCAAAGCUGAUCUGGUGUUCCUGGUCGACGGCUCGUGGUCCAUCGGUGAUGACAACUUCAUGAAGAUCACACGUUUUCUCUACAGCACCAUGGGAUCGCUGGAUCUGAUCGGACCAGAUGGAACGCAGGUGGCCAUUGCUCAGUUCAGCGACGACGCUCGGACAGAAUUCCAGCUGAGUUCCCAUGGCAACAAGGAGGCGCUGCUGGAAGCCAUUCAGAGGAUCAGAUACAAGGGAGGAAACACCAAGACAGGUCGAGCCAUCAAGCAUGUGAAGGAAUCGAUUUUCACCUCAGAGGCCGGAGCCAGAAGAGGAGUUCCUAAAGUCCUGGUUGUUCUCACUGACGGACGGUCGCAAGAUGAUGUCAACAAAGUGUCCAAGGAGAUGCAGAUGGAAGGCUACAUCAUCUUUGCGAUCGGCUUUGCGGACGCAGACUACGGCGAGCUGGUGAACAUCGCUAGCAAACCCAGCGAGAGACAUGUCUUCUUUGUGGAUGAUCUGGACGCCGUGAAGAAAAUAGAAGAGCAGCUCAUUACGUUUGUGUGCGAGGCUGCCACUGCCACUUGUCCUUCUGUUUUGAUGAGCGGGAACACGAUGGCAGGUUUCCGUAUGAUGGAGAAGUUCGGCCUGGUGGAGAAGGAGUACAGCACCAUACCUGGAGUUUCCCUGGAGCCCGGUUCAUUCAACAGCUUCCCUUGUUACCGGUUACACCGGGACGCCCUGGUGUCACAGCCCACCAAGUACCUGCACCCUGAAGGGUUACCCUCCGACUACACCAUUUCUAUGAUGCUCCGCCUGCUUCCUGAGACCCCACAGGAGCCCUUUGCCUUGUGGGAAAUCCUCAACAAGGACAACGAGCCAUUGGUGGGACUAAUCCUCGACAACUCUGGAAAGACGUUGACAUUCUUCAACUAUGACUACAAAGGAGACUUCCAGACCGUCACCUUUGAAGGAACAGAAAUAAAAAAGAUCUUCCAUGGCAGCUUCCAUAAGCUCCAUGUGACCAUCAGCAAGACGUCGGUGAAGGUGGUGUUGGAUUGUUCCAUUGUUGGAGAGAAACCCGUCAGUGCAGCCGGUAACAUCACCACGGAUGGAGAGGAGGUCCUGGGAAGGAUGGUUCGGUCCAGAGGCAGACGAGACAGCUCUGCUCCAUUCCAGCUCCAGAUGUUUGACAUCAUCUGCAGUACCUCCUGGGCCAGCAGAGAUAAGUGCUGUGAGCUGCCAGCACUGAGAGUUGAGGAGCAGUGUCCCUCCAUGCCUCACGCCUGCACCUGCUCCCAGGACAGCAAAGGACCUCCAGGACCCUCCGGACCCCCGGGCGGUCCGGGCAUAAGAGGAGCCAGAGGAGACCGAGGAGAGCAAGGAAUAACGGGACCUCAAGGGCCUGUGGGAGAAGCUGGUCCUGCUGGGCCUGCAGGACCACCUGGGCCUCAGGGACCCAGUGGACUCUCUAUUCAGGGACCCCCGGGUGCUGCUGGGGAGAAGGGAGAGCGAGGAGAGAUCGGUCCCGCCGGACCAAUGGGUGUUCCUGGAGGUCCUGGAUCACCUGGUAGAGAUGGUCCCCCAGGAUCGAGGGGCCUGCCGGGUAAUAACGGACCACAGGGACAACAAGGGCCCCCUGGGCCUGUUGGAACCCCGGGAGCACCAGGAGCCCCAGGACCAGGUGGGCCGUCAGGAUCCCAAGGAGAACAAGGACUCCCUGGUCCUGCUGGCACCAAAGGCGAUAAGGGAGAAAGAGGGGAUAUUCAGUCCCAAGCUGCAGUUCGAGCCAUCGCACGGCAAGUGUGUGAGCAGCUCAUCCAGAGCCACUUGUCUCGCUAUAACUCCAUCCUGAACCAGAUCCCCGUCCAGUCGGCGGUGUCGGUCCGAACAGUACCAGGACCUCCGGGAGAGCCGGGGAGGAGAGGCCUCCCGGGACCUCAGGGAGAGCAAGGUCCACCGGGCCGGCCAGGCUUCCCCGGCACGAACGGACAGAACGGCAGACCAGGCGAGAGAGGUUUGCCAGGAGAGAAGGGAGAUAGAGGAAGUCCAGGGGUUGGAAAUCAGGGACCUCGUGGACCACCUGGACCUCCUGGUUUACCGGGUGAAGGACGGACGGGCAGCCAGGGCCCACCUGGUCGGCCCGGUAACCCAGGGUCGGCGGGGCGGCCGGGGAAUCCAGGCAGCACCGGACCAGCCGGACCACCAGGAUACUGUGACCAGAACUCCUGCCUGGGAUACAACGUGGGAGGACUAUGGGAAUGAGUACUGAGGAGCCUUCUGCAACCAUCUUCCUCCUCCUCCUCCUCCUCCUCUUGUGCUCACCUCCCUCUGUGCCCUGUUAGAAAAAAAGAAAUCAUUCCCUCAAGGCUGCCAUACUUCCUGGGAUGGAUAAGCACUCCUGACACUCUUUAACCUCUAAUCCCUGCAGCAGCGGCUUUGAAAUUUUUGGUUCUCUGGCGACUUUUUUUUCUUCAUUUUUACAGGAAAUUAUCUUUUUUUUUUUUUUUUUAAAGGUGCUGCACUUUAAAAGAAAGGUUCUUAAUAGCAAUUUUAGGCAACUUUGCGCCCUCGUUUGGGUUUUUAAAUCCAUUAUUCACACCAGAUUUUCAGUCUUUUUGCAUUUAAUUCCCUUUAAUUCCUCACUAACAAUAGAAACUGGAGAAUGUAAAUUUCUUGAUUAGAGCAGGUUCGUUAAACUUUCCUCGUUAGACUGUCUCAAGGACAAAAAUGGAUUAGUUUACCUUCCCACAAGACCACAAAAAACCCCACAAUGCCGCCCCGACAGUCGCCACCGCUGAUCGCUCUGCCAUCUGUCAACAAACAGCCGAGCUCACAAUGCUUUGCCGCAGAAGCUUCGGCCUGUUUCCACCUCAAAUCCCAUCAAAGCUAAUCUCAUCUUUCAAAGCCACAUGAAUCAGCUAAACAGUGAUGAAUUGCUCCGAUGCCGAUUGGCUGCUUUCAUUACCGAACGCCCCGCGCCUCCCACUCUGUAAGAUGAGCAGAAAAUCUCAAUUUUUACCCCUAAUGUAAUGUGAUCUUUUUCAUUUCUGGAAAAAACGAUCACAUGUGGGCAAACUCGGGGUUCAAAUUAGAUUUAAUUUUUUUUUCCCCCUUCAGUUUCAUUAAACCACUUUCUCAUUAACCAAAUCUGUGGGACUCUGUCUUGGGUCUCAAAUGUGCUUGUGCAGUCCCAGAGAGCUCAUUUCGGCAUGAAGGAGAUGAGAGAUAACAGUUUAAAAUCAUUUAAAGCUGCUGUAGACCUGCAUCUCAAACUGUGCAUGCCUUCAUUCCUGCUGUGCUUGUGUCCAAACGGCCUGGUCUUCCCCCCACCUGUAGAGGAGGGCUUUUUUUUAAAUUUUUUAUCUGCAACGACUGACCCUAAAUAUUCCCACCACCCCAGUCCAACCCCUGCCUCACCCCGGCGGCUACCAGCCCUACAGCCCUCCCUACAACAACCAGCUGUACAACCCUGCUGCAGAGGCUUACAACGACCAAGGAGGGGAUGAGGAGGAGGAGGAUGACGAAGAGGACCCCUAUUACCGCGGUUACCCCCAUCCGUACUACCCCCAGCAGCCUCCUCACAGUCGCCACGGAUACCGCUCAAGCCCCACCCACUCCGAGGACGUUGAGCUGAGGUCGCCGGGCGUCGCCAGGAGGUUCUCACGCGAUGUCGUCGUCACAGAGGAGAUUUAAGAGGAAGGACGGACUCACCUGAAGUGCUUGAGCCCACAACACACACAGAUACUGACACACACGUCAUCUGAAACUGUGGCGAGAACCAAACCCUCCCACCAGGUGAAACUCUGUAAAUAGCUCCGUGGACUCGUGAGGGAGGUCCGAAAAGUGCCUGAUCUAUGUUAGCAUCGUCCAGUGGUAAUGUAAAGCUAAAGACCUGUUCCUUCCCCCCACACACACAUCUCACAAGCUGAUUUCAGGACUUAAAAAAAAAACAAAAACAAGAAACCUUCUUUUUGUGUGAAGCUGCAUGUUUCCUUUUCGAGCCGAACACUGAAGUGUGUAACCGGACACGUGCAUCUUGUUUUGGUUGUAACUAGAUCCAUUAUUUUACAGUUCAAAAUCAUCCAGGACGACGAGCUGGCAACAUUUGUACAGGCUGCGUUUUCUAAUGAUGAAUUCUGACUCCCACCUCUUCCAUGCUGUCUUUAUUUCAGUUUGUAAAAGGAGUAUUGAAAAGUGAUUUCUCCGUACAGUAUUGUGUUACGUCUUUCAGUUAAUUCCCCCUAACACAUAGCCUAGCCGCGCUAGACAGCCCACGGCAACGAAUUUAAUUCUCUGCCAGGGUGGGUCUAGUUACCCUCAGUAAGCCUUGAGGUUGGAUGCUCCUAAAACUGGCCAACGAAUCACCAUGAAGUGUAGAGUCAGAAGGCGGGCGUAACUAAGUGACGACAGAGGCGUGACGAUUCUGACAGAAACAACCGGAAACAACUAGCCUAACUGCGCUAGACAACCCAUGGCAACGAAUUUAAUUCUCUGCCAGGGUCGACAACAAAAACGACAACAGUCGUUGAGCUCCAUUAGCACCGACUCUGAAUAAUCUUUCUGUUAACAUGUCUGUAAUAUACUUGAGCUUCACCAAACUACCGCAUCCUCUGAUUUCUGGCGCUCUCGGAACUCCGUCAGCCUAUUCGUUGCGCUGAUUGGUUGUAUACCUACCCAAUUGCUGCAGAGUGAUUUGAAAGACAACCUUUUAGCCCACCUCCCUCCCUGUCGAGAGUUCCUAGACCCUUGUGUCUUCAGAUCUAGGUCUAGCGCGGCUAGGCUACCAAACACAAACAAGAUGCGUCAAACUUGUGUUAAUAUUUCCCCAACACUGUGUGACACGUCUUUUUUUUUUUUACCGAUCAUUCCAUUCUGUCCUGUGUGGUCACAAAGACUUACGAGGUCCGUGGUGAAUUUUAAAAAACAAAUCUGUGUUUGUUUUGUGUUGCCGCCCUAGUUUGUUUUCAUUUUUCUUAUGCAAAUUCGGGCCCGCUCACUGUGGAAGCUGUAUUUGCUCACUGGUUGAACUCUGACCUCUUGCUGGAAUGAGACCUGAAGCCGGUUAUUAUUAAAAACAGUCUGCUGCCUCUCUGUGAAAUCAAUAAGGACUGAAGUGUAAACUGUCCCCCUCCCGCCUGCCUGCACUGCAGUCUGAAAAAAACAAGCACUAAAAAGUUUAGCCGUGAGCUGGCCCUGGUCUAGAUUUAAACUGUCGAACGUGAGCAGCUUUAAUAAGGAAUGUGUCUCACUACCACACCCCUUAGGACAAUAUGAACUUAUUUAUUUUCUAUUUUGUUUGCUUUUAUAACCAAUAAAUCUGUAAUGAGACUACAAAA